Molecule: messenger RNA, 4563 nt
Organism: Geodia barretti
Lineage: Eukaryota; Metazoa; Porifera; Demospongiae; Tetractinellida; Geodiidae
Source: the annotation of a GenBank genome assembly
CAGUACAGUAGUUCUCUUUCUAUUUUUCUGCAGAUAAAAGUGGACCAACAGGUGAUAUCUGGAAACCAGGAUUUCCCAGAAGGGGGAUUCGAUGGGUUUCUGCAGUCAAUUGUCUGUAAAAAGAUGAUUGGUUGGCGUGAAAUUUCUCGGAAGCUACUCCUCUAUCUCAGUGAUGCUGGCUUUCAUUUUGCCGGAGAUGGACUGCUGGGGGGUGUGGUUCUUCCUCACGAUGGACAGUGCCACAUGGAAGAUCUGCAGCCAGACAGGUUGACUGGGAACAUAGUCUAUCAACACUGGAAUCGACUGGAUUACCCCUCAAUUGGACAAAUCGCCGAAAAGCUGUUCGAAUUUGAUGUCAUUCCGAUUUUUGCAGUCGUGGAAAGCAUACAACACAUCUACAAUCCCCUGGUUGAUGAGCUGGGACGAGACAGGGCCUAUCUUGGAACACUGGCUGCCGACUCCAGCAACAUUGUUGAUCUCGUAGAAGAAAUCUACUACCGGAUCUCACAGAGAAUAGUGUUUGCCCCAGAGAUUGUUCCCGGUCUGUCAAUCAAAGUCACGCUAACUGAGUGCCCAGGCCGGGUACCAGUACGUGCCAUUGGGUUCGGGACUUUCCAAAUUCAGGUGGACGCCAAGUGCAACUGCUCCUGUGAGAAUAAAGAGGAGGAGAAUUCGACGUCAUGUAGCAACCACGGUGACCUGGUGUGCGGUAUCUGCGAAUGUUACUAUGGGUUCUUCGGUGAGAGUGCCAGUGCGAUUCCACCGGUGUGGACAACACGGGAAUGCUCCUCACGUGCCCCAAUGGGCUACCGGGUUUGGAGUGCUCAGAGAGAGGAUCGUGUACCUGUGGCAUCUGUCAAUGUCGCAAAGGACGCAAUGUUCUCUGGGAAAGCCUGUGAGUGUGACAGCAGCAUCUGUGAGAGUGGGGGAACAUUCUGCUCAGGGCCGUCUCAAGGAGAGUGCACGUGUGACGGCUGUCGCUGUCUCAUUGAGCCGACCACCGGAAUUCCCUACAACGGAACCUACUGCGAAUGCAGCCCCAAUACACAGACAUGCAGAGACCACUCAAACUCCACAGAUCUGUGUAAUGGAAGGGGCUGGUGCAGCUGUGGCCAGUGCUCAUGUUUCCCUCCGUUCUUCGGGACCUACUGCGAGCUCUGCUCUGGUAGCAAUGUCUGCAUCCAAGGCACCUGCGAUAUCUCGGGGCCCAACGGCAUAUGCACCGGCUGUGCCGUCGGAUUUCUCGAAGUCUUCCACGCUAAUAACGUCACUGUUGAUGAGCUGCUGAGUGAGGCGUUUGUACAGAUUGCUAUAAGGAACGGCACGCUUCCUCUGGGGACAGUUCUAGGGGAGUUGAAUGGAGAAAAGGCAAUAUUUCUCCCGGAGACCUUUUCUGCACAGUGUAACAGGUCCUGUACGCCUCUGGUCAUUAUCAACCAGACACUCAACCUGGAGUACGACAUUCAAGGGUUUCUGUCAACACGAUGUCAGUACAACAGGCUGGCAUGUGACUAUCGAUACUAUGUGGCUCUGAACACGACAGACGGCACAAAACUCCCCAUUCACAUCGAGUAUCCUCCAUACUGCCCCACAAGAGCUUCCAGCAAGAGAGGAAGUGGUCUGGCCAUUCCUCCCUGGGCCAUCGCCCUUAUUCUUAUUCUCCUACUCCUCCUCCUCGGCCUGCUAGCCCUUGCUCUACUUAAACUACUCCUCAUGUUACUGGACUGGAUUGAAGUACGGCGGUUCGAGAAAGAGUUGGGCAAGACAAAGUAUACAAAGAGCCUUGGUGGAGAUGGGCGUAGGUGCAAUGCAAUUGAUCGUGACAACCCAACAACUAACACAUGUAGCAUGCCUCUGGAAGAUCCAGUCAGUGAGCUCAUCAACAAAGUGGAUGUGGUGUUGGAAGGUUUGAGGCAAGUCACACCAGAGAGAGUCAAUGUCAGCGUCAGACAAGGUUCUCCAGUGACGUUUGAGGUUCAAGUCAAGCCGGCCAACAACUUCCCCAUUGAUCUCUACCUCCUCAUGGAUCUGUCUGCCUCCAUGAGCGAUGACCUUGAGAAUCUCAAGACACUAGGAAGACAGCUGGCUAAUCGUAUCGCUUCGAUCUCAAACAAUUUCACUGUUGGAUUUGGCUCAUUUGUGGAUAAGCGGAGAGGAAGUUUCGUCAACCUCGACCCUAACAGACUUCAAGAUCCAUGUAACGGUGGUUGCGAACCUCCUUACAGUUUCCGACAUGUUGUGAGACUCACCAGAGAUGGAGAACUUUUCUCAGAUACAGUCGAGGAGCAGAUUAUCUCCGGCAAUCAAGAUUUCCCUGAAGGUGGAUUUGACGGCUUUAUGCAAGCAAUCGUCUGCACCAAUCUUGGCGGUGUGAUAGAGCCAAACGACGGCAUGUGUCACAUGGGUCCAAUGGAAUCCACAACCAAUUCUGACGGAACCAUUGAAUACAACGCUUGGGACAGACUGGAUUUUCCGUCCAUCGGGCAGAUUGCUGAAAAGUUGGAUGAGUUUGAUAUUAUCCCAAUUUUGGCUGUCGUGGAACGUUUCCAAGAGCUUUAUGCGCUGCUACAAGCCGAAUUGGGUAACCGUGCCUUCCUCGGUGAACUGGACACUGACUCCAGCAACGUCGUCGACCUUGUUGAAGAUCUCUACAACGAGAUAUCAACGAGUGUGGCAUUCUCUCCAGUCAACGUGCCCGGGGUUUCCAUCACGACAACCAUCACCAACUGCCCAGCUCCAAGAGUUGGCGUGUGCACCAAUGUGAUGAGUAGUCAGACAGUCACAUUCAAUGUGACUGUGGAUGUCACUGAAUGUACAGAGGAGCUUCUUGCUGGACCCAGAGAGAUUCAACUCAGGGUGCUUGGUUUUGGGAGUGUUACCGUGGACCUAAAUGCCGUAUGUGACUGCAACUGUGAUGCCCAAAGGGAGACAAACUCCUCUGAAUGCAAUGGUCGUGGAACCCUAGUGUGCGGUAUAUGUGAGUGUAACCCGGGCUACUUUGGUGACAUAUGCCAAUGCGACGGUUCUGGAGCUACCACAGACGAUGAAAUUCUCAUGUGCCCGUACGUUUAUCUUCAAAAUAAUGUAUGGUAUGCUAUGAACUAUAAUUUCAUGCCACACUUCAUUUACUUACGUAUUACGCAACAGUACCUUUGGUUUGUAGGGUGGGAGCGAGCCUGCAAGCUUGGACUAGGCGGUCUUCAGUGCUCUGGUAGAGGAACGUGCACAUGUGGGAUCUGCGAGUGCAGAAGGGACUCCAAUGGGGAUGAGAGGUUCUAUGGUCCGGCGUGUGAAUGUGACAACACGGUAUGUGAACGGGGUACUGGGAACGAGAUCUGCUCAGGGCCUUCCAAUGGAGAGUGUACGUGCGAUGGUUGCCGCUGUCUACCGGAGCCAUUCACCGGCCUACCCUACACAAUGAGCGAUUGCAGCUGCACGCCCAACAUACAGACCUGCGUCGAUCCGGCCAACUCCACUGAUCUGUGCAAUGGAAGGGGAGUGUGCCAGUGCGGCGAGUGCAUCUGCAAUCCCAACAGCCCCUACUUUGGAGAUUUAUGUGAGGAGUGUUCGACGGGCUCCGAGGUUUGCCGGCUCCAGACCUGCGCCGUGGACAGCGACAACACCCUCUGCGCCUCGUGUGUCAUCGAUCUCCUCGAACAACUAAACAUUCUCGGCGUGAACGAGAGCAUCUUCACGGAGGAAGGAUUCGCAAAGGCUCUGAGGAACGCAACUCUUCCGGAAGAUUCCAAUCUCACGAUGGUCGUCUAUGGCGACGAGAUGUUGAAGGUGGCCGCUAUUCUGUUGCCUCCCGAAUUCACGGCGGAGUGCAGCGGGAGUGUCAACGUGACUUGUCCUCGGUUUUACAUCGUGAACGAGACACAGGAGAUGGAAUAUGAGAUUCAGAAUGUCCUCUCACAAAGGUGCACACUGCAGCAAGACUGCAUCUACCCCUACUACGUGUCCAUUGAUAGACUGGGUAACCUACUCCCAAUACACGUGGGAUAUCCUCCAGGAAUCCUCCUCCUCCUCGGAAUACUGGCUCUCAUACUCCUCAAGAUUCUGCUUAUGGUCCUGGAUUACAUUGAACUGAAGAAAUUUGAGAAUGAGCUCGAGAAAGUCAAGUACAGCAAGAAUGAAAACCCUCUCUAUCACAGUGCAACAACAGAACACAAGAAUCCAAUUUAUGGACAGUAGUUGAAAAAAGUCUCUCUCUCUCACUCGUAUCUCUCUCUCUCAUGUUUUUUUUAAAUUCCCUACCGUAACGACCUCAUGUGUAAAAUAUUUAGCAUGGCUUUGUAGCAUUCAUUACUGUUGCUAGUGUGUUAUAAUUCACUGAUAUUUUUAUUGUAUUCGUGUGAGAUUAUAUAAAUUUACAGCAUAAAAAUAUUUUUGCCGGCUCACAUACAUAGGUUAUGGCAGGUUUGAGAAAACAGUGUAAUACACAUAAUAAACUAGUGAGUAUAUACAAACCAAGUACUGUAACCCUUGCUGUGCAUGCAUGCUGACAGUAAAAAAUUUGGCUGCUACACAUUUACACAGGUGAACGCCACAUAUUAAGUCAAG